Molecule: messenger RNA, 1278 nt
Organism: Parascedosporium putredinis
Lineage: Eukaryota; Fungi; Ascomycota; Sordariomycetes; Microascales; Microascaceae
Source: the annotation of a GenBank genome assembly
AUGGCAACAGACUCCAAGCCAUCCCAACCCCUCGUCUUCUACGACAUCACCUCGAGGCCACCGGUGGAGGAGACAUGCUUCUCACCUAACCCCUGGAAGACGAGACUGGCGCUCAACUUCAAGAACCUCCCGUACUCGACAAAGUGGGUGCCUUUACCCAACAUCCCCAAAGUUCGCAAAGGUUUAGGCGUGCCCGCCUGUCGCAAAUUCGGCGAUGGCACGGACUUCUACACUCUCCCCAUCCCACUCGACUACACGUUUAGGAGCCAGUACAUCCUCGUGCCGCUCUCGGAGUGCAACAACAGCGAAUUUCCCGAGUACGCCAAAUUCAACGUCAACAUCGACGCAGCCUUCACCGCCCACGUCCAGCUAACGGUGGACGGGUUCCCCUUCGACCCCGACUACGCCGACGCCACCAAGGCGGAGUUUGUGCGACGAGCCGGCGUCCAGCGCUGGGAGGACUUCUCCCUAGCCCGCGAGGCUCGAGAGAAGAUGAAGGAUUCUUUCCGGGAGAUGUUGGGCGAUUUACUUCCCUUGUUCGCGACGGGUGGGCCUUUUCUGCUGGGAGCCAAGGCGAGCUACGCGGACUUGUGCAUCGGUGCUUGGCUUCAUUCCAUCUAUGCCAACCUCGACAUCAUCACUCUGAUGGCGCCUAGCGGCAAUUAUAUCGAAGAAGUCUCCGCAACACUCGUUGUUGGCGAUGUCCCCAAUCCGAUCACCGGAGAUAUCGCUCUAUGGAGCGCCAUCAUGAUGGACAAGCAGGACUUUUUGCAGGGAGUGACGCAGAAUUCACCUCCAGGGCUGUACGAACACUGCCGGUCCAUACGAUACUGCCAAAACCUCGGCCAGAACUGGUGCAAUUUUGCGUACAACUACGGCAAUGGAAACGUCGAAGCAGGCGUCCCCGUGAUCGCGCCUCCCGGCUCUCGUAUAAAGACCCAUUACAAGCUCAAUCCAGACACGGAUAAAUGGGAGCAGAAGCUAUACAUCAAUGAUGAGCUCGUUUCUGAGCUUACUUCGAGCCAGGGCCAACGCGGUUCCAUCUUCUACAUCUCCACAGAGUGCGCGGCUCCACCAUGCGCUGCCGCUCCCGCCCACAGUAAAUUCCAACCCCCACCCUGCUGGGAAGAUGUCUCAGUCGUCCUCGACGCGGCAAACGUGCGUUUUCUGCACAGCGGGGCUUGGAUGCACGGGGCUACAGGCGGCCAGAUGACCACGAUCGAUGCCGGGAAGACGUGGAAUUUUACAACGCUCUCCAUCCCGGAGACUAAGCCUUGA